Onychostoma macrolepis is the source of this 2511-nucleotide messenger RNA. It is a transcript of the gene mlc1, whose product is annotated as modulator of VRAC current 1. Gene Ontology annotation, biological process: regulation of response to osmotic stress. Gene Ontology annotation, cellular component: plasma membrane; endoplasmic reticulum; cytoplasmic vesicle. The transcript has 13 exons. Bases 246 to 1445 code for a protein of 399 amino acids. The record is from RefSeq and is a predicted model, not a curated record. Lineage: Eukaryota; Metazoa; Chordata; Actinopteri; Cypriniformes; Cyprinidae.
CUCACGCGGAAAUAGAGAAAAAUGGCGGGCGUUCAAAGAAAGCUGUUACUCUAAAAAAGGGGAAAAUAGAUACAUAUAUAGAUACUAUAAUGUAACUUACUAUAAUAUAAAAACAUUAUAAACGGGCAAUCCCCAGUCCGAGGACGUGAACAGUACCGACUUGAAGGUCACGUGUUGUCAUCUCGGAAUUACGGUAAUUACGGGAUGGCGUGAAGGCAGCAAUUUUCGAUUUAUCAUGUGAUAUUAUGGCAGCACCAGACAGGGUCAUGGAUAUCAGGAUGCAACGAGAGGAGGCAUCAGCUCAGGAAGUGUUCAGCUAUGCCCAGAUGUCCACCCUGGAGCGAAACAGUGGGGUAGGAACGCUGAGUCGGCAUCUGGAGCGGGAGAGGUUGGAGAGAGACAGCUACACGGUGGAUGUCAGGGCCAGUGACCUGCAGUUGGAUCAGCCUGGGCCAUUACAUCCCUGCUUUAGCUACAGAGUCUGGCUUUACAGCGUCGUUAUAGGGAGCAGCUUGCUGAUAGCAUCAACUUUCUCCCUCUACAUGGGUAACGUGUUUCCAGGUGCAAUGGAUUACCUGCGUUGUACUGCUGGAUCGAGUAUACCAGCUGCAGUGGUGAGCUUCGCUAUUGCCAAGAACAGACAAGUUGCAGUUUCAGACUUUCAAAUGGUCUAUGUGUCAUCCUUUGCUGUGACAACGACGUGUCUGGUGUGGUUCGGAUGUAAACUCGCCAUUAGUCCCUCAGCCAUCAAUAUUAACUUUAACCUGCUCCUGCUUAUUGUGCUGGAAGUGCUCACGGCCAGUACUGUUAUCCUGUCAGCACGCUCAGUGGACGACUGCUGCAGUCAUGCAAAGCCAGUGUCUGAUGGCCCUGUGGUUGUGACCCCAGCUUCGUUCCCCUCUCGUCUUCUCAAGGCUUACGCCGUAAUUGAGGUUAUAGUGGGCAUCUCCGCUGUAUUUGGAGGAAUUAUUGCUCUGAAUUUGGGUGCUCUCCUCCCAGAGCCAUAUCUUUCUGUCACUUUCUUCUGGAUUCUGGUAGCUUGUUUCCCCAGUGCCAUUGCCAGCCAUGUGGUGGCAGAAUAUCCCAGCAAGAGUCUGGUGGAAAUGCUGAUUGCUAUAAGUAGUGUGACCUCACCACUGCUUUUCUCAGCUUCUGGAUUUUUGUCCAACAGCGUGAUUAAUUUUAUUGAGAUCUUUCUGCAUGAAGUGCCAUUAGCAAAGCAGUCGUAUGACAUACUGCUGCUUGUCCUGAUGGGGCUGCUGCUGGUGCAGGCGGUAUUAACAUUAGCCACCAUAGUAAAGUGUGCUUCCUACAAGAGCCAGCUGCGCACUGAAUGGGACACACUACACAAAAAACACUCUGAGCAACAAACGUUAAAUGGCACACUAAGGGAUUUUGACAGAGAGAAGGCAUGGAAAGCAGUGGUGGUCCAAAUGGCCCAGUGACCAAAGAUACAGCCAUCAGAAGGAAAAAACAGAGAGAAAGAAAGUGAAGGUACAAAUAAGGAGUAUGAUAAUGUCAGUUGGAAAAGAAUCAUUAUGAAACUUCUGUCAUAGUUGUCAGCUGACCUGUCAUAUUAAUGAACAGUACACUACCGUUCAAAAUUUUGGGGCUAAGAUAUACAUAUAUAUAUAUAUAUAUAUAUAUAUAUAUAUAUUUUUUUUUUUUUUUUUUUAAAGAAAAUAAUACUGUUAUUUAGCAAAGAUGCACGAAAUUGAUCAAAAGUGAAACAAAGACUUUCAAUAUAUUAUACAAAAAAUAUUAAGCAGCACAACUGUUUGCAACAUUGAUAAUAAUAAGAAAUGUUUCUUGAGCAGCAAAUCAGAAUAUUAGAAUGAUUUCUGAAGGAUCACGUGACACUGAAGACUGGACUAAUGAUGCUGAAAAUUCAACUUUGUCAGCACAGGAAUAAAUUACAUUUUAAAAUAUAUUAAAAUACAAAACUGUUAUUUUAAACUGUAAUAACAUUUCAUAAUAUUGCUGUUUUUACUCAAAUAGAUGCAGCUUUGCUGAGAAUGAGAGUUCUUUCAAAUAUAUUUUUAAGUCAUACCGACCCCAGACUUUUGAACGUUAGAGUGUAUGUCUGUCAAAGAUAUUACUGAAUGACAAUUUAGUAAUAAAACGUACCAACAAGUCAAAAUGUGUGGUUGGCUUUGAAAGUCUUUUGUAAAGAUCCUUAAACUUGUGUCACAAUCAUGAAUAUAGCCUACCAUACUAGUUGAAAUUAGAAUCAUAUGUGAUGAGCGAAUGGCUGAGCAAAUUUAUAUGCAAAUAAAUGUUGAACACACCAUGCAUGUACAAUCUACAGCACUUGUAAUGCAUUAUCUAGAAAACCCACAUGUCAGAAGCUGGAAGAGUAGGGGACCUAAUAUAUGAUGCUUUCAAUAAUUCUAACACACUUUAAUGGACCAUAUUACUGUUCAGUGCCUUGCUGCAUGCAACCAUUUUUACGUUGUUAGAUUUUAUUUUUGUAUAAAUAUAUGCAUCUUGUGAUGUUAUUGUAGAUCAAUA